UCUUGCAGAUAUGAAGAUAUCCAGCACCGAAGAGAAGCGGAUCGAGAGAAGAUCGCUCAGUGGACGAAUGCGAUUGCUGACGCGGAAAAUGAGCUAGAAAUGCUUCGUGCCAGAUGGAAGCAGCUUACUGAUGAGGAGAAACGUCUGAAUAACGACAAUGCUCGUAUCUGGGAAGAUCUUCAGAAAGCCAGAAACGAUCUCGAUGAAGAAACGAUUGGCCGCAUUGAUUUCCAAAACCAAGUAGCAAACGCUCAUGGAGGAGCUCGAAUUCCUCCGCAGGCACUUCUCGCUCAAGCACCAGCCGACACCCGUGAAUUCUUCAAGAACGAAUUGGCUCUGGCUAUCAGAGAUAUCAAGGAUGAGUACGACUACAUCGCCAAACAGGGUAAACAGGAUAUGGAAAGUUGGUACAAACUCAAGGUAUCGGAAGUGCAAGGAUCAGCGAAUCGUGCCGCAAUGGAAUCGACCUACCAACGCGAGGAGGUUAAGAGAAUGCGUGACAACAUUGGCGAUCUUCGUGGUAAACUUGGCGAUCUCGAAAACAAGAAUGCACUACUUGAAAAGGAAGUACAGAAUCUCAACUAUCAGCUUAGCGAUGAUCAACGACAAUACGAAAUGGCUCUUAACGAUCGUGAUGCUACUCUUCGCCGAAUGCGUGAGGAAUGCCAGACUUUGGUGAGUAAUUCCACAUAA
Messenger RNA from Cooperia oncophora, 693 nucleotides. The record is from the annotation of a GenBank genome assembly. NCBI's taxonomy places the organism in Eukaryota, Metazoa, Nematoda, Chromadorea, Rhabditida, Trichostrongylidae.